Messenger RNA from Bombus pascuorum, 820 nucleotides. Its product is annotated as histone H1-like. NCBI's taxonomy places the organism in Eukaryota, Metazoa, Arthropoda, Insecta, Hymenoptera, Apidae. Gene Ontology annotation, biological process: negative regulation of DNA recombination; nucleosome assembly; chromosome condensation. The record is from RefSeq and is a predicted model, not a curated record. Gene Ontology annotation, cellular component: nucleus; nucleosome. The coding region runs from base 81 to 764 and encodes 227 amino acids. The transcript has a single exon. Gene Ontology annotation, molecular function: nucleosomal DNA binding; double-stranded DNA binding; structural constituent of chromatin.
UUGUCAUCUUUUGCUGAAAAACGUUUCGUUUAGUUUCGUUUCGGUUUUUCAAGGAGAUUAUCUGUACUUAUAAUUAAACAAUGGAGGACAAAGCUGGGAAUAGCUCUGUGGAGAGUGUGGAAAACACCAGUUCAGUGAAGAAGACAGCAAAGCCGAAGUCUACAAAAUCACAGCGGCCAAAAUCUUCUCACCCACCAACUUCUGAAAUGGUAAACGCUGCCAUUAAGGAACUAAAGGAUCGUAAGGGAUCAUCUCUUCAAGCAAUUAAGAAAUAUAUUGUAUCGACGUACAAGGUUGAUGGAGAGAAAUUGGCACCAUUUAUUAAAAGAUAUUUGAAGUCAGCCGUUACCUCUGGCGCUGUUGUUCAGACAAAAGGUAAAGGUGCUUCUGGAUCGUUUAAACUGUCUACAAUUAAGAGCUCUGAGUCGAAAAAGAUACAUCGAACUGUCACAGUAUCGAAACUGAAGAAACCCAAGAAAUCCGUAGAGAAGAAAACGUCACCGAUUCGAAAAUCUACGUCGCCGAAGAAGUCGAAUUCCCCCAAGAAGACCGAAGAUGCUAAGAAAUCGGCAGCUGUGAAAAAAUCUACUGACAAAGCAGCUCAAAAACCUGAGAAAGUUGAAAAAGUUAAAUCUGUAACUGAAUCUAAGGUUAUGUCAAAGAGCAAAAAGACAACUAAAGCACCAGCAGCUAAGACAAAAACCCCAAAACCAAAGAAAGCUGCUGCGGCUUCCAGAACAGUGAAAUCAACAGCAAAAAAAUAAUUGCUUAAUUUUCAAAUUUUACUCUAAAUAUAAAUGGCCCUUUUCAGGGCCACAAA